UUUUGGUACUAAUUCCGAAUAAAGCUUUAUAAAGCUUUAUCCUUGUUCCACCACUCUAUUUUCCAUCGAUUUCGACAUUUCGUCUCCCCAGACGUUCCCCUCCAAACCCUAUCGGUCUCCUUUUCUCCUGCCUCUUUCCGUCAGCGAAAUCGACUACAGUCUGCAAAGAGGGUUAUUCAAUACAGCGAAGAUUGGCGGCCAUGUUUUUAUCCCUUGCGUCUCAAAGUUCCUCACCCUUCUUUGCCAUGUUAGUCGAUAGAUAAAUCUUCAAUACUCUUAGCUCCGUUGACAAGUUCGCUGCCCUCCUUGUUUGGAUCCACCAGCUUAUUUCAAGCAGAAGUAUAAAAUUCGCGCUCGGAUAACAGUAAACUCGUGAUUUCUUACUUCUCCGAUAGUCGCUAUUUGCCGCUCCAAAGCAGGAGCGUGGGUCUGACAUGGCUGCUUGGGUAACCAAGGAAAUAUAGAAGCUUGCGAGGGUUUUUGUCAAAAUCGGAUAUAUGGCAGCACAAGGACAGGCGGUCAUGGACCCUGCUGUGCUAGACGACAUAAUCAGAAGGUUGACGGAGGUCCGAUCAGCCAGGCCGGGCAAGCAGGUCCAGCUAUCCGAAGCUGAGAUCAAGCAGCUUUGUGUCGCCUCCCGUGAGGUCUUCCUUCAGCAGCCCAAUUUACUCGAGCUAGAAGCCCCCAUCAAGAUAUGCGGUGAUGUUCAUGGGCAAUACAGUGAUUUAUUGAGGCUUUUCGAGUAUGGAGGUUUUCCACCUGAAGCCAACUAUCUAUUCUUAGGAGACUAUGUUGAUCGUGGCAAACAGAGCUUGGAGACUAUAUGCCUCUUGCUUGCCUACAAGAUUAAGUACCCGGAGAACUUUUUCCUUCUAAGAGGGAAUCACGAAUGUGCUUCUAUAAACCGCAUUUAUGGAUUCUAUGACGAGUGCAAGAGACGGUUCAAUGUGAGGCUUUGGAAAUCUUUCACUGACUCUUUUAAUUGCCUUCCUGUUGCGGCUCUUGUAGACGACAAAAUAUUAUGCAUGCAUGGUGGUCUUUCCCCUGAUUUGACACAUUUAGAUCAAAUCAGAAACUUGCCUCGCCCCACUGCUGUUCCAGACACAGGUUUACUGUGCGAUUUGCUGUGGUCAGAUCCUGGUAGAGAUGUUAAAGGGUGGGGAAUGAAUGACAGAGGAGUUUCAUAUACCUUUGGCCCUGAUAAGGUAUCCGAAUUCUUGAACAAGCAUGAUUUGGACCUUGUUUGCCGUGCACAUCAGGUUGUAGAGGAUGGAUAUGAGUUCUUUGCUGAUAGGCAACUUGUGACCGUAUUCUCAGCUCCCAAUUAUUGCGGCGAAUUCGAUAAUGCUGGUGCUAUGAUGUGUGUCGAUGAGAACCUGAUGUGCUCCUUUCAGAUUUUGAAGCCUGCCGAGAAAAAAGCUAAGUUCAUGAUGUCAAACAAAAUGUGAAGGGGCCAAGACUUGGAACACUUGGUCUUGAGUCUCAUGGAGGGUUGGUGAACCGUUGCAAUUGAAAUGACCAGAUGAGCAGAUGUUAUACAACCUGUUUAGCUGCGUGGGACGCGAAGCUAAGGAGGGAAGCGAGGAACAGUUCUGCAUUUUCAAAUAUCUUUUUAUCUCGUGUCUCCUUUUAGACUCUCUUGUGUUUCUGACUGGCAGUGACAUUACCCGACAAUGCAUUCGCACGCAUCUCUCCGGGCUGGCUGAUUGAAAUCAAUUUUUUUUUUUUUUUUUGGUUUUGCUGGAGGGGUUGUUUCCAGCCGCCUGGCCAGACCACCAACCUUGGAAGUUGGCGGAAUUGGAAUUGGCUAUGUUUCUUCUAUAUGUUUGUGUGUCUUGUGUUGUGUCUAUGUCCUCAAGUAUGGUUGCCACGGGCGGCUAUUGGUAAAGAUUUUUCUGUCAAAAACAUCUGUUUGGGUGAGCCAGCACAAUACUAUUUUGCCAGCAGGUCCUAACUUUCCUUCAAUUGCCACUAAAGAAUUGAAUACUUGGCUGUCGGUCAUCAUAAUCAUAAGCAAAGAG
Linum tenue is the source of this 2021-nucleotide messenger RNA. The record is from the annotation of a GenBank genome assembly. Lineage: Eukaryota; Viridiplantae; Streptophyta; Magnoliopsida; Malpighiales; Linaceae.